This is a messenger RNA of Lolium perenne, 968 nucleotides long. The record is from RefSeq and is a predicted model, not a curated record. NCBI's taxonomy places the organism in Eukaryota, Viridiplantae, Streptophyta, Magnoliopsida, Poales, Poaceae.
UCGGAUCCUUAGAGUUCCUGACUGAAGUUUCUGGAACAAUUGGUCCCUCUUCCAAAUAUUCCUCCGGUCUAAUAACUGAUGUUUCUGGAACAACUUAUUUCGCUCCCCAUAAAUCUUUUGAUGUUGUAACGUCUGUUACGUUUAUCACCAAUACUCGUCGGUACGGACCUUAUGGAGGAGGGGGAGGAAUUCCUUUCCGUAGUCCAGUGUUGCGCAGUGGCACCAUUGUUGGCUUCUUCGCACAUGCUGAAAAGGUGGUUGACGCAAUUGGUCUUUAUGUGAACCUUGAGAGGGAACCAACAAAAGAACAGGAUUCUGUUAUGAAAAUUGGACCGUGGGGUGGCGAUUCAGGGACACCUAACGAUGUGGAUGUGUUACCUCGACGUCUGAUAAGUGUGACAGUUCACAGUGGUAAGGCAAUCAAUUCACUCACAUUUACAUAUAGUGAUUGCAAUGGACAAGAACACACCACUGGUCCAUGGGGAAGGACGGUUGAGCCUCUAGACGGGAGUUCUCAUACGAUUCUUCUUGGCCAGUCUGAUUAUCUGAUGGAAAUUUCUGGAACAAUCGGUCCGAGCUCCGAAUAUUCAGAUGUUGUAACAUCGCUUUUCUUUGUCACGAAUACCGGUAGCUAUGGACCGUAUGGAAAAGGAGGGGGGACUCUUUUCCGCAGUCCUCGGCAGACCAACGGAAGCAUUGUUGGCUUCUUUAUCAGUGCUGAAGACAUGAUUUUCGCAAUUGGUAUCUAUUUUAACCCUCGGAGGGAGACAGUCCAAGAAGAUUUACCUGAUACUUCAAGCGACAGGGUGAAUAUAGAAUUUGAAUCUAAUGUCCUGGAGCAUAUGAUACUUGACGUGAACGUGGAGCCAAUAAAUGUGUCAUUAGCACUUUUACAGCACAUCACGGAAUAUUUCGCUGUCACCAGAGUAAUUGGCCAGGGUGGAUUCGGAGUCGUUUACAAGACCUGA